CGCGUGCAAUUAUUUAAAAAUAACUGAAAACAUUGAUAAAAACGCUAAGUUGACAACGCUGGCACUGUGUAAACUUUACAAUUAUAAUACUGGCAACACUGGCCACAAGUCAAAAAAUAAAUAUUUUCUACUGAUUUCGCGGAAUUUUUUUAAAAGAGUAACAAUUAUUAAAAAAAAAACACUUUAAUAAAUUAAAAUAUAAAAAAGGAAAUCUAUGUAUUGUCUUAAUUGAAAUGGGUGAAAAUGCGUCAUUUACAAUGUUUGUGGAAAUAAACAGCCAGCGCAUUCCUUUGCAUAUUGGACAAUGGUAUUUGUUGGGCAAACAAAUAAAUGGCAGCGAAAGUAAAGCAAAUAAUUUCAUUAAGUUGGAUGAUGGGGAAGAUGUCGAACAAAAACAUUGCAUCAUUUAUGUUGGGCACACUGAGGAGGUAUUCGUUUUCGAUUUAUUUAGCUCAAAGGGGACUUUAGUGAAUAAUACUGCGUUGAAGGGUUCGGAAAUGUUGCGUUUAAAAAAUGGAGAUAUUGUGAAAGUGGGCAACAAGGAAAUUAAAUAUAUCCAUGAUCAACGGGAAAUGUCUCAUGACAGCAGCGGUUUUCUAGAUGACAACAAAAAUACCUCCGAUAUUAUAGCUUCUAGUCCAGAUUCCACCUCACAACACGAGAGUCGUGUCAAACGUGCAAAUUAUAACAAUUUCUUGGUGCCAUCGAUACCACCUAAAAAAUCUGUUACACCCAAUACUAGUUUCGUUAUAGCUGAAACUGAAGCCACCAACACCAGUAGAAACUCUUUAAAUUCGUCAUCUAAUUCAUUAAACUCAACUAAUCGUCGUAGUGAUAGCUUUACUAUACCAGAAACCCAGUAUUGUGGUGGACCACGUAGCUCCUUAAAUGCCUCGGAUCUUUCUGUAGCAGAGAGUACUCCAGAUGUCAGUGGAAAUAAAAUAAAAUUCAAUUUCGGUAAUCUAGAUGAUUUAGAAGAUGAUGAUGAGGAUUUCUGUAUACCAGAAACACAAGAAUUAUUGCCGGUGGCAGGCAUAACAAGCAGCCAAAGACCACGUAUAUUGUCAGAUGGUCAAUUCCAAGACAAGAGUAUUUUGCUUGAAGAAUCUAAAAAUGAAGCAGAAGACACCAACAAUGUUGAUGGCAGUCAAUUUCGUAUCUGUACUCAAGAUUACAAUGAAGGUUUUGGCGAAGAAGCUAAUCAGUCUGAAUAUUCUCAAAUCAUACCCUUGAUAAAACACCCUCUGGUCAUUUUGAAUAAUAGCGCAAAAUCAAGCAAGAACAAUUCAAGGAAUCAGUCUAAAACGGAAGAGGAUGAAAAAGAGAUGUCGGCAUUGAAAUGGUCCAACUCAAAGUUGGAUCAAGAAACCACAGCAUUAAGAGCAGAUUGUUCUACGCCGGAUAUAUUGGAUUUUGAGGAAUUACAACAAGAGGCUACGUCUAUGAAAGCAAACACUGAAAAAUCUGCAAACAAAUCUAACAUUGAACCACCACCCAAUUUGCUGGACGAAGAUGAUGAAGAUUUAUUACCAACACAAGUUUUUCUUCCUUCAGCACCCAUUCAGAAACCUACAAAGAAGAAUAGUUUUAUUGUGCCGGAAAAAGAUUGUGUGGUAAAGGAAAAUGAAGAGAUUUUAACUUUGAGUGAUAAAGAAAAUAGAUGUCCGGUUACUUUGGAGCCUCUAACAGAUUUCCCCCCCACUCAGCUAUUUGCCACAGAUGAAGUUCCCACAGCCCGAUCUACCACUUCUAGUACCUCUCGUAACAGUUUAACAGCGCCUGCAGUUGAAAAUAAGAAUAACUCCAAGUCUUUGCAUAACCUAGAUCCCGAUGAGGAAGAUGAUAUGUUAACUCAAGCCUUUCUGCAGCCUACCAAUCUUCCCUCUACCUCUAACCAUAAAAAUAUACCAGUAAAAUGUUUUAACUCUACUGUUUUAGAAGAUAAAUUUAUGUCUAAAAAUCCAGCCACCUUUUUCGCCGAAAUGGAGAAAACCCCCUUAAAACAAAACGCUUCUUUAGUCACAAAUUUUAAAAUGCCCGACAAAGAUUUCACAGUUUUAAGGAAAACCUCUUCAGCUACCAGUACCACGGAAUCGGAUGUGGAUUUGCUUAUGUGCACGCCUCAAUUAAUAAAAGAACACAUACAUAUGGACAAAGGUGAAGAUUUGAAGAAAAAUAUUUUAGCUUUGUUUGGCGAUGAUAGCGAUGCUGAGGAAAGUGAAGAGGAAAGUGAAGGUGAUUUGGUUAAAUUAAUAAAUAUACCUAAAGAUACGUUAGAUUUUGAUAAAUUGCUACCGCACUUAAACAAAAAACCAAAAAGAAGCAAAAUAAGUGAAGAAGCAACAGCGGCCAAAGAAGCUCAAAAAUUACAUAAAUUUAAUAUUUUUUUGGGCAAUGAACAAGAUGAAAAGCGUACAAAAUCUGAUCACUCCCGAUCAACCACACUCAGUCGUGAUGAAAGACAUAUGGCCAGAGAUAAAGAAAGAGAAUUGGCAGACAGUAAAGAGCGUACUAAUAAAACAAAGGCUAAUACUAGCAAGGGAAAGAAAGCCAAACAAACUGAGACUACUCAUCAAGAAGAUGAGCAAAACAGCUCAAAUAGAUCAGAGAAAAAUAAGGAAGAUGAACAAAAAAGCUCGAAUAAAUCAGGGAAAAGUAAGAAAGAUGAACAAAAGAGCUCAAAUAAACCAGGAAAAACUAAAAAAGAUGAACAAAGGAGCUCGAAUAAAACAGGGAAAAGUAAAGAAGAUGAACCAAAGAGCUCAAAUAAAACAGUCAAAAGUAAAGAAGAUGAACCAAAGAGCUCAAAUAAACCAGGGAAUAAUAAGGAAGAUGAACAAAAAAAAUCAGGGAAAAAUAAGGAAGAUGAACAAAAGAGCUUGGAUAAACCUGAAAAAAGUACAAGACAACGUAAAAGACAAGCAUCUUCGGAUAAACUAGAUAAAUCAAAAGAAGCUAAAAAGGAAGAGCCAGUCAAGGAAAUGCCAGCUAGGCGUAUGACUCGUGCCAAGUCGAGAAAUGAGGAAACGGCCUCAACUAGUAAGGAUGCUGCCUCUAGCAAGAAUUCAAAAAGUACACAAGAUGAACAAGACGAUUUGGAUAGUAUUGCCACUCAACCAUUUGAGGAUGACGAAUUGGACAGUAUUUGCACCCAACCAUUUGUACGGGUUACACGAUGUCGCUCAAGAUCUAAACAAAGUGAAUCCCAGGAAAGUAUUACCACAAAUAAUUCAAAGCGUAAAAAUGCUCAACAAAAUAAAAGUAAAAAUGAUUCGUCAUCGUCUCAUAAUGCUUCCGUCAAUGGAAAUAUGACAACGAAGACAACAGGCGAUCAGCGAAAACGUAAAGCAGAAGCAACUCCACCUGUAGUGCCAGAGAAAAUUGAACGUAAACGUUUAAGAAGCACACGUUCCCAGGACUCUUCAGUAACAUCAAAUAACUCAUCAUCUGCAUCGUCCACAAUUUCCAUAUCCAUGACCAUGGUGGACCAGGAACUAUUCAAGAAUUUAGUACAAAAUUCUAAAGGUUUUUGGAACAUUGCAAAAAAUCCCUUAGACAGUGAAGUCUUAGUAAUGGAUAAAGCCUUUCGUACAUUCAAAUUCCUAUUGGCCAUGGCCAGAGGUAUACCCAUAGUAACUUCAGAAUAUCUAAAGAAAAUGAAUAAAUCCACAACAGGCAAAAAGGUGCGCAUAAAUGAUUAUCUAUUUGCGGAUGCAGAAUUUGAAAAGAAACACAAAUUUUCAUUGGAUAAAUCACUGCAAAUGGCUAAACAACAUAAACUUUUCAAAGGCUAUGAAUUCGUAAUGACUGCUAGUAUUUUACCAAAUCCUCAGGAAAUCAAAACUAUUAUCGAAGUCUCGGGAGGCUAUGUACAUGCCAAAACUCCGCCAGCACCCAAAGAUAAUCAACACAUAUACUUAGUAACCGCGAAAGAGGACAAAAAAGAGUGGCACAAGUAUAGACGUUUAAAUAAAAAUAUUAUAAUUGUUUCCACUGAGGCCAUUAUGUCGGCGGUAAUGAGACAAAAUUGUGAGCGCAUGACCAGCUACACGUUAUCCUAGAAAUUGUUGUUUAAUACGGGUAUUAGUUUAUAGUCUAGUUAUAACACAUACCUUCUUUAUAUUUUUUAAUGUUUAUUUUCAUAUUUUAUAUCAAAAAUUCCGUAUUUUUACUGAACCUGGAGUUCAUUCGGUCUUUAUUACUUUUUUGUAUUGUUUGUUUAUGUUUUAACUGUUUAAAAAAGAAAUCUCUUUGUGUGUAUGUACAUAAAAUAUGUUUAAUCAAAAUAAUCUUCAUGUAUUUUUUAUAUACUUAUCGUAUUUGAUGCAAUGUCGUAAUGACGAAUAUUCGUAUGUAAAUUACAAAGUUUUGUUUAUUGUUUAAAACAAAUCGAUUUCUAAAUAUGUAUGUACAUGUAAAUUCCAUGUUCUAUAAAUAAUUUGAAAUUAAAAAUAAAGCAAAUCUUAUUGGCCAUAUUUUUAUUCCUAAUAAA
This is a messenger RNA of Calliphora vicina (urban bluebottle blowfly), 4492 nucleotides long. It is a transcript of the gene mu2, whose product is annotated as mutator 2. Gene Ontology annotation, molecular function: protein binding. The coding region runs from base 234 to 4061 and encodes 1275 amino acids. NCBI's taxonomy places the organism in Eukaryota, Metazoa, Arthropoda, Insecta, Diptera, Calliphoridae. The record is from RefSeq and is a predicted model, not a curated record. The transcript has 9 exons.